AUGAACAAUUGGCAGCUGACAUUCCAGUCACCGGUAGACUUGACAGAGCAUCUAAGAAAGCCAUACUUACUGUACGAUGAGCGAGAUAAGAACGUUACAAGAACCAUGUUUGACGAGCAUGCAAACCUCGUUUGGGCCGGGGACACAUAUGGAAGAAUAUCGUCUUACGACCCGUCAUAUUCGCUGUACACGAGAUAUGCUGGACACAUUGGGGGGCUCCCGGUGGUGGAUAUGUUGAGCCACCCUGGGGGAGUCAUGUCGCUCAGCGCAGAUUCAAUUCACUUCGCCAGCAGACAGGGCGUGACACGAUUAAAUCUGACCAGCGCAGAUAUAGCCCAACUUUGUGAGAUGAAGGCCAUGUGCUUCUCCUCUAUUGCAGGAAAUCACGUCUAUUGCGCGGGUUCAAAUUCUGGAAGUGGUAUCAUAGAUAUAGACUUACAGAAAGGCGCCCUUUUUAAUAACAUAGACUAUGCGUCGAAGGUCAAGAUGAUGCGGUCCGACAACAAAACCAUCCUUAUAGGGAAACAGACGGGCACGAUAGAUCUCCUGGAUCAAAGUAGUAAUCAGCUUAUCAGGUCAUUUGCGGCGCACUCUGCUACAAUAUCUGACAUGGAUUUGCGAGACAACACGUUGGUAACGGUCGGCAAAUCUAGGCGCUUUAAUCAGAUGUGCUCUGACCCGUUUGUUAACGUUUAUGACCUUCGAAUGAUGCGGCAAUUAACCCCGGUGGCUUUCUCUCACAACCAAAACAUAGGCAGCUCAGGAAGCGCAGGCGCAGACUUUGUUCGGCUACACCCAGUUCUCCCAACAGUCAUGACGGUGGCUUCUACUUCAGGAGCUUUUGAUUUUAUUGACCUAGCAGAUCCAACUUUAAGGUCACAGUAUUGCCACCCGUGCCAUUCCAUCUCUCAAUUUCAACUUUCGCCCAGUGGAGACUACAUAGCUGUGUUAGAACACGAUAACACAAUUAGCACUUGGAGUCGAUCUGGCGGCAUGUCGGGGUUCACGAACUCGUCAGCAAUUCUCGAGUAUCCUGACUACCCUGAUGACGGUCCUCCGGGAAAUGUGUCUGUUAAUGACGAGAGCUAUCCUUUAAGUUCAGUUGGAAUGCCUUAUUAUUCCGAGAAACUUUUGUCCUCCUGGCCACACGUUAUUUUCCGCAGCGGUGGAACACUUCCAAGGAAAAUGCAAGAUUCAGGAGGCCUGAUUCAAACACCUUCUUCCCGUCUAUUUCAGCUGAGUACUCACAACUCCCAAACCUAUAGUUUGGUUCCCUACAAUACCGCGAAGUAUGGCAGGCGGAAUGUUAUGCGGCCUUAUAAAUCGUUGAGAGAACGGAAGAAAAAGCUCCUCAUAACUGAUGAGGAUGGCACAGAUAAGAGAGAACUUAUGAGAUACAAGGCUUUGAACGACUAUGAGGUGCCACCCGCUUACACGAAACUUCAAAUGGUCUACGGCAAAUAUGGAGUAGAGGACUUUGACUUUAAAGCUUUCAACAAAACUCAACUUUCUGGACUUGAGUGUGAUAUUGAAAACUCCUACACAAACGCAAUAUUGCAGCUAUACCGAUUUGUUCCGGAGUUCUACAACUUUGUUGUAAGUUGCCUGAGAGAAGAACCUGGUCCUGAGAACUCCAUUCUGGCCGAAUUGGGAUAUCUAUAUGACAUGAUGGACAAAGCCAAGGGCGUGGUGUGCCGCUCUGCGAACUUCCAAAAGCUUCUGACAUCACUACCGUCUGCGAAAGACCUAGGUCUUUUAAGAGAUUCUCUGGCCACAGAAUUGUCAGACUCUUUAGCCGGACUUGAUAUUGAUUACCAUGGAAAUGCAAUGGAGGCAGAAAACAAAAUCGCAGUUCCGGGAACGGAUGUUCCUCAAGCUUUUAAUAAGUUUUUGCUGUCCAAACUGAUUGCUGAGGAGGUACAAAAGAAGAUCAAUACUACGCAUAGCAUUGCAUUAGAAGAGCUGGUUGGUAUUAGGCUGUCAACGGAGACACGCUCGAUAUCAUCUUGUGGUAGUUAUGAAAGAGGUACAAGCAUAGUACCAUCUCUUGAUGUUACGAGUCCCGCGACUAACAACACGAAAUACUCAAAUAAGAAGCUAAGCAACCAGACUGUGCUUCCCUAUAUCGAAUCAUCGAUGAACCGCAUUAGACACAAGAGAGCUCUUUGUGAAAAAUGUCAAAAGCUUGAAAAUAUAGAGCAGGAACAAACAGUUCGGAAUCUUCCACCUCUCUUAUCUCUUAACAUUUGUCUAUCAAGCAGUGAAUGGGAUAUCGCCAAGACGGUCAAAAAUUGGCUUGCAAAAGAUUUUUACGCUACGCUCUCCAAAGAUAGGCCUAUUUUGAAGUUACAUCCUACUGAUCUUAAAACCAACAGCGCCAUUUUCAAAUAUGACUUGAAUGCUUAUGUGGCACGUGUAACAGAUGACAUGUCCGAACCGCACCUUGUGACAUAUGCUAAGGUUUUUGAUCCAAAAACGAAGCAGGACAAAUGGUUUAUGUUCAAUGAUUAUCUUGUUAUAGAAGUCGAUGAAGAUGAAGCCUUAGAUAUUACACCAUGGUGGAAAACACCUGAAAUUCUGAUAUAUUCAGAUGCGGAGGAACUACGGAAACCAUUUGUUCCAGUUUCUAGCUUUCGCAUCGAUGACAGUGUUUUGUACCGUGACUACUUUGCGAAUGGUAUCAGAGAGGGGGUCAAAAAAGAGUAUCAGCAUUUAACUGCCAGCGAAGCUCCGCAGCCAGGCUCACUAGUCGCAAUGGAUGCUGAGUUUGUGAUUCUUGCAGAUGAAGAAGUUGAGAUCAGUUGCAGGGGACAGCGGACGCUCAUCAAACCAAAGAAGACGGCUUUGGCGAGGAUAUCAGUGCUGCGAGGGGACGACGGUGAUGAUUUUGGUGUUCCAUUUAUUGACGAUUACGUCGUUAACACUAACCAUAUUGAGAAUUAUCUCACUAGGUACAGCGGCAUUGAACCCGGAGAUCUUGACCCAGAAACAAGCAAUAAAACUUUGGUUCCUCGCCAAAUGGUAUAUCGUAAAAUCUGGCUCUUGCUCCAAAUGGGAUGUGUUUUUGUUGGUCAUGGGCUCUACAAUGACUUCCGGAACAUAAGUAUUUAUGUUCCGCCGGAGCAAAUUCGUGAUACAGCGCUCUACUUUCUUCAAGGCAAAAGGUACCUUGCGCUCAGAUUCUUGGCCCAUGCUUUACUAGACGCAGAUGUUCAAAGCGGGAACCACGAUUCGAUUGAAGAUGCCUACACGGCUCUCGUCAUUUACAAAAAGUACCUUCAACUCGAAAGCUCUAAUUUGUUCGAAAACACUCUAAAUCAGCUUUACGAAGAAGGUAGGGCCUGCGGCUUCAAGGUUCCUGGUGACCGCUCAGUUGCGCCAAUGUAG
Lachancea thermotolerans CBS 6340 is the source of this 3387-nucleotide messenger RNA. RefSeq names its product poly(A)-specific ribonuclease (gene PAN2). Gene Ontology annotation, molecular function: poly(A)-specific ribonuclease activity; nucleic acid binding; protein binding. The transcript has a single exon. The coding region runs from base 1 to 3387 and encodes 1128 amino acids. Gene Ontology annotation, cellular component: P-body; PAN complex. Gene Ontology annotation, biological process: mRNA processing; nuclear-transcribed mRNA poly(A) tail shortening. Lineage: Eukaryota; Fungi; Ascomycota; Saccharomycetes; Saccharomycetales; Saccharomycetaceae. The record is from RefSeq and is a predicted model, not a curated record.